This is a messenger RNA of Phragmites australis (common reed), 1000 nucleotides long. RefSeq lists its product as uncharacterized. The coding region runs from base 446 to 730 and encodes 94 amino acids. Lineage: Eukaryota; Viridiplantae; Streptophyta; Magnoliopsida; Poales; Poaceae. The record is from RefSeq and is a predicted model, not a curated record. The transcript has a single exon.
GGAAAAUUCGAAGCCUCCAAAUUGAGUUUGUCUCCUGAUUAUGCCGUGAAUAUUCCUCUUAUAUGUGUCAUGUGAUACAUGUUCAAGCAUCGGGUUGCUUUUUUUAAGUGUAGCGUUUAGAAAGACGUUGCUAUCAGCUUAUAAUCAAAAUCGGAAUGUCAAAUUUAGACUAAGACCUUAUAAUUUUGAAGCCUUAGGACUACAAUGCUAUUACGCCAGUGUGCUAUACUGCUAUUGCCUUUGCGUGCACAAGAAAUUGCGAAAUCUGGUACGCGCUGCUGAAAAAUCGAUGGCUUGGAAGCGAAACCUUGGAGCAUCUUGGAAGGAACAUGGAUCGUAACUCACUCGUACCAGACGUGCGGGACACCAACUUCUUCCCACGGUUUAAAAACCGAAUUCAAACUGUCUAACCCAUGAUUUCACCAGCAAGACGGUACUCUGAAACAUGUCGGUCGGCAAGACGGCGGCCGAGGCAACGGAGGACGGCGGCAGCACCGCCGGCCGGCAGCCGAAGCCGUCGUCCCGCAGCGCCCGCUUGGAGCGCCUCUUGUCCGGGCUGGGCGCCGGUACGCUCGUGGACGCUGAGCCCGACAAGGUGAAGGACGAGAUCCGGCGAUGGGCCAAGAAGGUGGCGGCCCUGGUGCGCCAGCUCAGCUUCGGCACCUGGCCGGAGAAGAGCGACGUCUCGUCGGAGCACCAUGAUGCAUGCGAUGAUGGAUCCGCGUACUGAGCAUCUAAACUGAAGCUAAUUUUCACAGGCAGCAACCACAACUCCGACAUGGUGGCAAUACACAAAGUUCGUCGAUUUCCUUCAUUUAAUUUAUUCAAUUAUUCAAGGCCAAACUGGGCAAUACAGGCUGUUGUAUGUGCAUUAGAGCUUUGCUCCGUUUGUCAAACAUAACAAAAUUUGGCUGCAAAGGUCAUGCAUGUGAAUAAUAAUAAACAGCAGCUGGCAUAUUCUCCUGGAAACUGAUUGUUUCACAAAUAAGGACUUUGCACA